Molecule: messenger RNA, 3146 nt
Organism: Pelodiscus sinensis (Chinese soft-shelled turtle)
Lineage: Eukaryota; Metazoa; Chordata; Testudines; Trionychidae
Gene: ELOVL5
Product: ELOVL fatty acid elongase 5
Biological process (GO): fatty acid elongation, monounsaturated fatty acid; very long-chain fatty acid biosynthetic process; fatty acid elongation, saturated fatty acid
Cellular component (GO): endoplasmic reticulum; endoplasmic reticulum membrane
Molecular function (GO): fatty acid elongase activity
Source: RefSeq, a predicted model, not a curated record
GCCGGCGCUGCGCCAGAUUGCACUCCGCCCACCAGCGUGCGAGCCUCUCGCUGCCCUUCGCUCCCAGGGCUCCCCUUCCAGCCAGGCUCGCCCCCCUCACCCCGCCCCGUCUCCCUGUGGGCUCCCGGUCCCGAACGUUCCAUUGUCCCUGGAUUGGCCCUGGCGGCCAUGACGUCAUAGCGCCCCCCUUCCCAGACAGCUUCUCAUUUGUCCCUAGCACCAUUGUUACGUCACAAUCAGCCCACGAUCUACUCAGGGGACCGCACUUCCCCCUUCUUCCUCCGCGCGGUGCCCAACCCUUCCCUCCGCGCGUCUGCAGCGUGACAGCGCCGGCCGGCAGCCGCUACCUCGCAGCCUCCCUCCUCCGGCACCCGCCGCCGCUGCCGCCCGAAGCUGCUCGCCGAGUGAGGAGAAGAAAGGGGAAAGGAAGACAGGAACAGCAAGAAAGAGGAGGAAGGACCUUGAACUCACCUUCAAGACACAGCCUAAGAUCACAGCUGCCAGAACUCCUCUGCAUGACUGUGCAACAACUAAGAUCCAGAGAGACUGCCCUUGCCUAGCUAACAGGGGAAGUUUGCCUGCCUUUAUCAGGGUCGUACAAUGGAAUCACUGGAUAAAACAAUCAAUAGCUACCUGGAUGUCUGGCUUGGGCCAAGAGAUCCCCGAGUAAAAGGAUGGCUUCUUCUGGAUAACUAUACACCUACUUUUAUCUUCUCCGUCUUCUACUUAUUAAUCGUAUGGCUAGGACCAAAGUACAUGCAAAAUAAGCAACCAUUCUCAUGCCGGGGAAUUCUAGUGGUCUAUAACCUUGGACUAACGCUACUGUCGCUUUAUAUGUUUUAUGAGCUGCUGACAGGAGUAUGGGAAGGAGGAUACAAUUUCUUCUGUCAGGAUACACACAGUGGAGGUGAAGCUGAUAUGAAGAUCGUACGUGUCCUUUGGUGGUACUACUUGUCCAAACUCAUCGAGUUCAUGGACACCUUCUUUUUCAUUUUGCGAAAGAAUAGUUACCAGAUCACUGUUCUUCAUGUCUAUCACCAUGCAACAAUGCUGAACAUUUGGUGGUUUGUUAUGAACUGGGUGCCUUGUGGUCACUCAUAUUUUGGUGCCACUCUUAACAGCUUUAUCCAUGUCCUCAUGUACUCCUACUAUGGAUUGUCUGCUAUUCCGGCUAUGCGUCCGUAUCUGUGGUGGAAGAAAUACAUCACUCAGGGGCAGCUGACGCAAUUUGUCCUGACAAUCUUCCAGACAAGCUGUGGUGUUGUUUGGCCAUGUGCCUUCCCUAUGGGGUGGCUGUAUUUCCAGAUCUCCUAUAUGAUCUCUUUGAUUAUCCUCUUCACAAAUUUCUACAUUCAGACUUACAAAAAGAAGGCAUCCUCCAAGAGGAAAGAAUAUCAGAAUGGCUCUACAGCCACUGUGAACGGGUACACAAACAGCUUUUCUUCCCUUGAGAACAAUGUGAAACAAAGAAAACAAAGAAUGGAUUGAAGAUCAAACUGAGGAUCCAUUUUGAUAUCACAAACAACAAAAUAAUCGGAUUGUAAGCACAAUAAGAGUUGUGCACUGACACCCUAACAGCAACUGUAACUAUUCCUGCCUAGAAUAGUGCGAUUUAUGUAGGACUUAACCUGUGCAAACACCCUAGAAACUGAAUACAGAAUAUAAAAGUAGGUUAAAGUUAAUAAUUCUAGGCAUCACUGACCCUGCUAUAGACUGUGGAAGGGAGUAUUAUUGUAGUAUAUGACACUGCUGUUGCCUUACUAGUCAAUAUAAUAGGUGCUGAUUCACAGUUUCAAAACACUGUAAUUCAAACUCAUGUUUUUUUACUGUAGAUUAUGCAUGUGAUUGUAAAUGUAAUUUGUACAAUGUUGGUUUCAGUAGGUAAACACACAUGCCUUAAAAAUAAAAAGCAAGGCCCAAAGCUUAUUAUUGUUUUGAAAAUUAGGGUAUGUUUAACUUUGAGUUGAUUGACUUCUUAAGUCAUUUAGAAAAUCAAUUGAUUGUUUUACUGUACUGUAUGUGAUGCAUAACGUUAAACAUCUCCUACAUGUUACAGUGAAAUUGAAAAUGAUGCCUUUAGUUUUGUAUAUUUGGCUUUAAUUGACUAAGCAGUCACAACAGAGAGAAAUUUAUUUUACCUUUUUAAUAGAUCUUAUUUUUUUAUUUUCCAUGUGUCAUUAAUGCUUAAACUGUCCAGCAAGACUUAAAUUAUUGUCUCUAAGAGUUAGGGACUAUACAAGGAGGGUAAACCUUUUUUAUUUCUUUGAUUUGAUAAAUUGCAAAGCAGUUUUUAAUGCUGGAAACUGCCAGUUUCAAGCAUUGUGGUACCACAGCCAUAUUCAAGUUUCAAAAGUGACUGGAUAGUCCUUUUCAAAUGCAAUUAUUCAUAUUUAAGUUGGCAUUUGUAUUGCUAUUUGUGUAGCAUACUUUAAGUCACUUCUUAAAUGUGCCUAGUUCACAAAAAGAUUUUUUCCACAAAGUAAAAUUAAACAGAUGUUCACACACCACUCAAAAAUAAUCACAUGGACAUGUGCUGGAGAUGAGUGUUUGUUUCCUGAGUGUAAGCUGCGUAGAUCACCUGUUACCUUUUGGCUUAUCUACAGAUAUGUGUAGAACUGCUUGUUAAAAUUCCUAUUAAUAUAAAAUCUUGCCUUGCACAAAUGAGGAGUCAGUGGCAAAGCAGACAUCUAUAGCUGAUAUGUUAUCUAUUAUGGUGGAGUUUAGAUUAUGAAUAUGUUUUCAUUGAGCUUGAGAACAUUUAACUAAUCAUGCAAGACAUUCUGUUGGUCAUUUGCUUAAGUUUGUAUGUUAACUAUUUUGUUUGAUAUUUAUAUAAAUAUCAGUUUUAACAUAUUUAACAUUUUAUUUUUUGCACAUUUGUUAGGGAAAUAAUGUUUUCUUAUUAGCCUGGGGUGGGGGUCCCUUAAUUCUUUUAAAAGAGACACAACAUCUGUUUACAUUUACAUUAUCAAAGCUUGUGUGUCUUCAUUUCUAGGUAUUGGUUUGCACAGACUUUACAUAUUUCAGUACAGCAGUUGUAAUGUUCAAACUAUGCUAAGUGUGCUAGAAAUAAACUCUUAGCUCCUCUGAAUAUACCUACAUUGUUAAUGUUAGACAUUGUUUAAUCAUUAAAACAUUUUUGAUUA